Messenger RNA from Arvicola amphibius (Eurasian water vole), 453 nucleotides. RefSeq names its product predicted GPI-anchored protein 58. Lineage: Eukaryota; Metazoa; Chordata; Mammalia; Rodentia; Cricetidae. The transcript has 2 exons. The record is from RefSeq and is a predicted model, not a curated record. Bases 1 to 453 code for a protein of 150 amino acids.
AUGCACCACUAUUGCCCAGCUUGGCAUCAGCGCUCUUACAGAGAGAUUAGAGAGCUCCAGCUCCCUCCAGAUGAGACAGAGACAAGGUUGUUAUUAGAUCUUCCCUUGGACUUCCAGCUUCCAGGACUCCCUGCAGCCCAGCAGCAGCCCUGCAAACCAGCAGCCCUGCAGCCCAGCAGCCCUGCAGCCCAGCAGCCCAGCAGCAGCCCUGCAAACCAGCAGCCCAGCAGCCCUGCAACCCAGCACCCCAGCAGCCCAGCAGCAGCCCUGCAAACCAGCAGCCCUGCAGCCCUGCAGCCCAGCAGCCCUGCAACCCAGCAGCCCUGCAGCCCAGCAGCCCUGCAACCCAGUAGCCCUGCAGCCCAGCAGCCCUGCAACCCAGCAGCCCUGCAGCCCAGCAGCCCCGCAACCCAGCAGCCCAGCAGCCCUGCAGCCCAGCAGCUGUAUUCAUAA